UUUCGCUCGCGCGCCGCAUCCCUUCCUCUCGAGCCCUUUGUGUUUGAAACUCUCAUAUCUCACAUAUCAAUAAUUCAAGUGCGCGCGAGAGAGAGCAGACGGAGCUCGCCCGCCCCCCCGCGCGCGCUAUGAGUUGCGCUGCCUCGUCACUCGUCCAGGGCCCCUCCGCACCGAGCACCACUCUCGCUUUCUGUGUUUCUAAGUGACAGAAAAGCUGCCGAGAAGUGAGAAAAGAGGGAAAGAAAAGGUGAAAAGCGCUGCUGACUCCGCUGGAGGUACGGGGGUAAUAACGCAAAUCUCGAGGAAAAAAAACAAGAAGGGAGAAGAGACACCUCAGAAUAAACCGUCUCUCCUUAAAGAGAGUCUGCGAGGGAGUUUACUGUAGGCUAAUUACAUCCAAGAAAACGGAGUGGCAUCUAGGUGUACUGCGAGCCUUUUUAAGGUUAAUCGGGGGAACACCGGGAACUCUUUUUUGACUUUUUUUAAAGGGGACGAGACCCACAGUUUGAGGUGUGACCACGACCGAAGAAGUUCACCGCUCUGGUCCGGCAUGUUGGCGUUUUGCCUCCUAAGUGCCGUGUGGCUCGCGGCGAGCCCGGCCCGCGCCCAGAACGAGACGGAACCAAUCGUCCUGGAGGGAAAGUGCCUGGUGGUGUGCGACUCCAACCCCACCGCGGACCCCACGGGCACGGCGCUCGGGAUCUCUGUGCGCUCGGGCAGCGCCAAGGUGGCGUUCUCCGCAGUCCGGAACACCAACCACGAGCCCUCCGAGAUGAGCAACCGGACUAUGGUCAUCUACUUCGAUCGGGUUUUAGUAAACGUUGGGAAGAAUUUUGACGAGGAGAAAAGUAACUUCUACGCGCCGCGCAAAGGGAUUUACAGUUUUAACUUCCACGUAGUCAAAGUCUACAACCGCCAAACCAUACAGGUGAGCCUGAUGCACAACGGCUGGCCGGUGAUUUCUGCAUUUGCCGGCGACCAAGACGUGACGCGCGAGGCGGCCAGCAACGGCGUCCUCAUCCAGAUGGAGAAAGGGGACCGGGCCUACCUCAAACUGGAGAGAGGAAACCUCAUGGGAGGAUGGAAAUACUCCACCUUCUCCGGCUUCCUGGUGUUCCCCAUGUAGAGAGGAGGAGGAGGAGGAGGAGGAGCGGGGGUGGAAAUGAAGGAGGAGGCGCUGGUGGAAAACGGAAAAGUGCGGUGAAGGUGACGGAAAAAGGCAACGCGCGGAGGAAGAUGGGCGCGGGAAACGGUAAAAGGACACGGACGAGAGGAAAAGGAGAAGAAGCGGGAAUGUGACAGCAGACUUCUGUUUGGAACGCUGCAGCGGGAGGCGAGAUGAGGAAGGAUGAGGGAUGUUAGAGAGAUAUGAGAUACGAGGGUAGAGCGCCAGUACACGAGUGUACGGCCGGCUUCUUCACUUCCCUUCCUCCUUUCAUCUGUCCUUUUCAUACAUCCCUUUCCUCCCUCUGUGUUCUCUGUGGCUCGACUACAGCUUUGGACAGCCAAAACUUUUUUUAUUCUCCGCUGAAAGACGCAUUUGAUCAUUUAUAUGUUCUAAAGCCCAAGUGUAACCCUCCCUCCCUCCUUCCCUCCCUCCCUCCAUCCAUCCUCCGCCCACUCAUCCCGUCGUUUUGUUCAUUGAUCACCAUCAACAUGAGCUUUGAGGAAUGUUUCUUGAUGAACUGGUCCCCACAUUACCUGUGUCCCGUAAACCAUUUGAACAUAAAUUGCACUGAUUUCGGAUCAGCCUCUACCACGAAGCCAAAAUAGAAUUUUUAUAGCGGGAAACACUGAACUCUGAUCACAAAAUCAGAGGCUGAGGACACAUUUACCUUCCCUGUGAAGCUGUGUUUUAUAUAUCCUGUAACAUUCCCCCUUUAUGUAACCCUCGCUCAUAACCUUGCACAUAGUAGUAUUAAACUUUAUAAUGUAUUUUUAUUUAUUUAUUUAUUUGGGGGGGGGGGGCUCGUGGCUUUUGUUUAAAGUCAGGUAAAGAUCCUAAUCUUGUUUAAAUUGUCAGAAAAAAAGUGCAAUUUAAAGGACAAGACACAAUAUUCCCUUCCAUUAACCAAAGUGGCCACUGAAACAAGAUUCCUAACGCGUCUUGUGUCAAAGUUCCUUCAUUUGUUUCACCAUCCACCUAUUUGCUUUAGUGUUUUUGACAUCUUCCUCUGCAAACAUUAGACUCAACCGUCAUCCUUCACACGUCCAUCUCCUCUCUCCAUGUCUGCUUCCCUUCCUCCCCAGGAUUCUUUCCCCUUCAGCUAUGCUGUUUCCCCACCAGUGCAGAUUCCUCUCUCUUCCUUUUUGUAUACCUCCGUGAACCCCCCCCAACACACUCACUUCACUCGCUCCUUUCAUCAUCCCUCCAUCCCCCCUCCCCCUUCCACACAUCUUUAUCUGCUGCUGUAUUUGUUCGCCUCCCAGCACGGGUCCUUCCUUGCUUUUCUUCAAUGUUGGACUGUGGACACUGAAACAACCAUGAACUUUAAUAUAUAUAUAUAUAUAAAAUUUACACGGUAUAUAUAUAUAUAAAUAUAUCAAGACUUAAGCCACUGUUUCUAUUCUCCUGGUAUUAUGAUGAUAAUAAUGGUAAUACUAAUACUGAAAACUGAAUCUGGUUGAUGACUAUAAUAUCUGUAUUUCCGUACUUCAGUGUUAUUUAAAAGAAAAAAAAAAUAUUCUAAGAGAAACUUACUAGUGAUUGUGUGGAAAUCUGAGGCGGCUGCCAUUCUGCUCUUCUGAUUAAAAAAAAAAAACAUGCUUCUUGUUUUUGUUUUGGGUCAAACCAAGUUGUGGCUAAAAAGCUGAGACUAUAUAAAAAGAAUUAUAGCUAAAAGGACUUUUAUUAUUAUUAUUAUUAUUAUUAUUAUUAUUUUGACUGUAAAAUACAUGUGAAUAUUUAGACUAUGACAGUAUCCUUUGAUUUCUCAAUCAAUCAACUCAAUUUAUCUACUGUUUUCUUAUUUAUUUGCUCUGAAGAAAUCAAUAAAAUUAAAUGGUACUUUUAUUUUUCUUAAACCUA
Molecule: messenger RNA, 3028 nt
Organism: Mugil cephalus (flathead mullet)
Lineage: Eukaryota; Metazoa; Chordata; Actinopteri; Mugiliformes; Mugilidae
Gene: cbln1
Product: cerebellin 1 precursor
Exons: 3
Coding region: 551-1126 (191 amino acids)
Cellular component (GO): glutamatergic synapse; synaptic cleft
Molecular function (GO): protein binding
Source: RefSeq, a predicted model, not a curated record